This is a messenger RNA of Camelina sativa (false flax), 543 nucleotides long. RefSeq lists its product as uncharacterized. Lineage: Eukaryota; Viridiplantae; Streptophyta; Magnoliopsida; Brassicales; Brassicaceae. The record is from RefSeq and is a predicted model, not a curated record.
AUGAGUCAUCAGAAUCAAGACACCAUCAACUCACCUCCUCCGGCUGCUAAUGACGGCUUGGCGAGGAGAAAAAGAGGUCGUACUCGCAAAGAAGAAACCUCAACUCCAAAACCGGAAACGAAUUUGGUGGGAAAGGAGGUUUCUGGUGUGGUCGAAGGAUCCUUUGACGCAGGCUAUCUCCUGAACGUUAAGGUUAAAGACAGUGACAUCAAACUCAGAGGUCUCGUGUUCAUACCGGACAGAGUCAAACCGGUCACUCCAGAAAACGACGUGGCUCCUCUUGUUAGAAUGUAUGGAAGAGAAGAGAUCAAAAAUAACCAAACUGAUCAACCUGAUCUCCCUAUUGGUCAACCAAUGAAGGAUGCUGCUGUUGUCACUACUGACUCGGAGAUUAAUGAAUAUGCUCAAGCUUUAACAUUAAUGCAACAUAUGAGCAAUGGCGCGGUUCAAGCUAAGGAAGCUACGCCUGAGAAAGAUGAAGUGAUGGAAGAAGCCGCUACUAGGUUAGUGGAGUUCUUUUCAAAUCCAGUNAAAGAAAUCUAA